Zingiber officinale is the source of this 1323-nucleotide messenger RNA. Its product is annotated as transcription factor BHLH148-like. The transcript has 2 exons. The coding region runs from base 119 to 1189 and encodes 356 amino acids. Gene Ontology annotation, molecular function: protein dimerization activity. The record is from RefSeq and is a predicted model, not a curated record. NCBI's taxonomy places the organism in Eukaryota, Viridiplantae, Streptophyta, Magnoliopsida, Zingiberales, Zingiberaceae.
UCAAACAGAUGCCCGGUGACUCCUCAACCAGCUGCCCCUCCGCUGGCUAAGUCAAACUCUCCGUUCACACUUAACUCACCGCGUUUUAAAAUCCCGCGGGAAGAAACAGAGUCCCGCCAUGGAUGACGACGGCGACCCCAACGGCAAGCGCCCCUUCCCUUUCCACGAAGAGGAUGAGCCCCUCGAAAUCCUCUCCUGGGCCUUAUCUCCGGCGUCGGAGGCGGUGCGCGAUGCGUUAAUCCUCCUCGAGUCGGCUCCGGCGCUGACGCUGUCGCCGCUUUCCGUCUAUGCGGAGUACAGAGAAUGCUCUGUCGGCGAACAUGUAGGCGCCGGCCUGGAUAAUGCCUCGUUAUUUCCUCCUGCUCGUCCGCACGAUGCGUUCGUUCUCCUCGAAUCGGCUCCGGUGGCGACGUUGCCGUCCUCCUCCGCGUUUGCAGCAAACAGAAGAUGCACUCCCGGCGGAAAUGUAGGCGACGGCGCGAAUGAGAAUUUCCACGGGAGUUCCAUCCCGUUCUGGGCCUUAACUACACCGCCUCCGGCGCAGCACGACGCGUUCUUCUCGGUUCCAGCUUUGCCGUCCUCCGCCUUCUUCCAGUACAUAAGAUGCUCUCCCGCCGAAAAAACAGGCAGCUGUGGGGCGGGAAAUAUCCACCGGAGAUUUAUCCAAUUCUGGCAGUCCAUGGCGGCGGAAAGCUGGCGGAGGGUCGCCGCCAAGGAAUCAAUGUCGGAGGGCAACGGCGGCCGCGGCCCUGGGUUCCAGCACAUGAUGAGGGAGAGGCAGAGGAGGGAGAGGAUGAGCCAGAGCUACGCCGAGCUCCAUUCUCUGCUCCCUCGUGGAUCAAAGGGCGAUAAGAUCUCGAUCGUUCGGUCUGUGACGGAUUACUUGAUCGAGCUGCGGUGGGAGAGGGAGAGGCUGUGGCGGCGGAGCCGAGAGCUGGAGCUGAUGAACCGCGGGAAGGCCGAGGAGGAGGGGAAGAAGAUCAAAAUGGAGGUGAAGUCCGCGUCGCCGUUUGGCAAUGUGAUUUCUGCUCUUCGAGUCUUGAAGAGAAAGGGAGUGGAGGCGUCGGCGAUUGGAACCGAGUUCUCCGGAGAGAAAUUGACGGUGGAAUUGGUGGUGGAAACAGAGGAGGGGAGGACGGAGGCUGAGAGAGUACUGAAGGCUGCUUUGGAUGAAAUAGAAGAGAGUUAAAUAACAUUUAAAAAAUUACUCUGAAGCCAUCAAUGUUUAUGAAUAUUUUAUUUUACCACUCCAUUUAGUUUCCAAAUAACAGUUUGAGUGUCUCAACUGGUGUAUUGGAGUGGUAAAGAAUUUAAAGAAAUAAU